AUCGGAUGGUCUAGACUCUAGAGUCGCCGUACUGCUGUUGUUAGGGAUUCUAACAACGUUUUUCUUCCAAUUCCUGGCCAUAUGCAUACACUGAUACACGUAUACGGAGUCAUAUAGUACGAGUACUCCGCGUUGACAUUUUGAUAUAAGUAUGCGCAUGGAUGCCGAAAUACAGGUAGUGUCAGUGUGGCUCAACGCCGGGGAGUGAAAUCUCAGGAAUCGGACGCUUCUAUAAUUUCGCCAUUUGGAUUAGCUAAUGAUAAUGGAUAUCGAUUCUCCAGUGUCGCUGAUCCCCGGUGACAAUAUUCUCAGUCGAUUAUGUAUCCUUGAGAGGCUGGAGAUACUUGGAGUCCCUAAGGAGAAUUUGAAACGGCUUCAGCCUGGACUAGUUGAUUAUGUAAAAAACAAUAAGUCUCAAAUUCCUGAGAUUGUGUCAGCUAUCUUGCCCAGUGACAAUGAAGCAGUUAAGGCCGAUCAAGAAACUGCAGUACAAUCUCCAAAAGCAAGCAGUGGCUCAGGUUUUGAAGAUUUAUUCCAUGAAAGCAUUGUCUGGUUACAAUGGCUGAUGUUUGAGGGCAAACCAUGCACCGCAUUAGAGCACUUAGCACGUAUGAAUGUUGGUCAACGCGGCGUUUGUGGGUCUGUUUGGGGAAACAAUGAUAUUGCUUAUCGUUGCCGGACAUGUGAAAAUGAUCCUACAUGUGCAAUUUGUGUACCAUGUUUCCUGAAUGGUAACCACAAGGACCAUGACUAUUCUAUUAUAUAUACCGGUGGUGGUUGCUGUGAUUGUGGGGAUGUCACUGCUUGGAAACGUGAGGGUUUCUGCUCGAAGCAUAGAGGUGCAGAGCAGAUACAACAACUUCCAGUUGCUUAUGCCAACUCCUUGGGACCUGUCCUGGAUUCUUUACUGUCUUGUUGGAGGAAAAGACUGCUUUUUGGAGAGGUGCUGACAGAGCUUAAAAAGCCUGCAGAGGGGCUGACAUCUGUUGUGGUGGAGAUGCUCUUGGAAUUCUGCAACUCGAGUGAGAGUUUACUUGGUUUUAUCUCUGAGAAGGUGUUUUCUUCAGGAGGUUUAUUAGAAGUUCUAGUGAGAGCAGAGAGGUUAAUUAGUGAUGAUGAUACUGUCCGCAAGCUUCAUGAGUUAUUACUGAAACUGUUGGGUGAACCCCGGUUUAAAUAUGAGUUUGCAAAAAAAUUUCUUAGCUAUUAUCCAACUGUAGUCAAGGAAGCCAUAAAAGAUUGUACUGAUACAGUUUUAAAAAAGUAUCCGCUGCUAUGUACAUUCUCUGUGCAGAUAUUUACAGUGCCUACUCUAACCCCACGUCUUGUGAAGGAAAUGAAUCUUUUGGUUAUGCUCUUGGGAUGUCUAGAAGACAUAUUUGUUUCUUGUUCUGGAGAACGUGGUCAAUUACAGGUUGAGAGAUGGGAACAUUUGUAUGAGACUACUCUUCGUGUUGUUGAAGAUGUCCGAUUUGUCAUGAGUCAUUCUGUUGUGACCAGAUAUGUGACUCAUGACAGGCAAGAUAUACUAAGAGUGUGGAUGAAACUGCUGUCUUUUGUGCAAGGAAUGAACCCUCAAAAGAGAGAAACUGGAAUUCAUGUGGAAGUGGAAAAUGAUAGUAUGCAUUUACCAUUUGUUUUGGGUCGUUUCAUUGGAAACAUUCUUUCUCUUUUAGUGGGUGGUGCAUUCUCCACAUGUAAUGAGACGGAAGAGGAUAAUUUGCUUAGCUCAUGCGAACCAGAUAUUGAAGAGCAUGAUAGCCAGAGGCAUGCCAAAGUUGGAAGGUUAUCACAAGAAGCUUCUGUUAGUAGUAUGACAAGUCGUAGCUCAUUUGAUCAUGCAUCUAGCGCCACUGAAAUAAAAGUUGAUAAUUAUCCAUUUCCACCAUCUGUUUCAGGGUUAGCUUUUGAGUGUUUAAGGGCUAUAGAAAUCUGGUUAGGAGUAGAUGAUGCAUCAGGGAAACUCCUCUACCUCCUAUCUCAAAAUACUAGUCUUAGUUCUGGCAAUAGUUACUUUGUAUUGAAGAGAACACAUUCCAAGUUUAGAAAUGCAAAGCACGUUCUUAAAUUAUACGAUUCCCCUUUAGGUGAUAACAAUAAAAUUGCAAGUAAACAUCAUUCUCAUAGUUACUGUGGUAACCUGGACGGUCAAAUUUUGGAACACGACGUUGCCACUGAUGGUUCUAAUGACAGUAAACGUGAUCAAGAUUAUGCCCCUGAGUUAGAAGCCCUCCAUGUGCUAAGUUUGUCUGAUUGGCGAGAUAUUACAUAUGCUGUUAGUGUGCAAGAUAUAUCUGUUCACAUUCCAUUGCACCGACUACUUUCUAUGAUUAUACAAAGGGCACUAGAAAAUUGUUAUGGUGAAAGUGCUGCUGCAUCAUUCCCCACACAUCAUGAUUUUUUUGGCUAUGUUUUGGGAGGUUGCCAUCCACAUGGAUUCUCGUCAUUGGCUAUGGAGCAUCCUCUUCGGAUUAGGGUGUUUUGCGCCCAAGUACAUGCUGGAAUGUGGCGUAAGAAUGGUGAUGGUGCUAUUCUUUCAUUUGAAUGGUACCGCUCUGUGCGGUGGUUUGAACAAGGUUUAGAGCUUGAUCUCUUUAUGCUUCAAUGUUGUGCGUCCCUUGCUCCUGCUGAUCUUUUUGUCAAGAGAGUUGUAGAACGUUUUGAGCUAUCAAAUUACCUCUCGUUGAAUUUCGAACAGUCUAGUGAGUAUGAGCCCACUUUGGUGCAAGAAAUGCUGAUUCUUAUUAUACAAAUAGUUAAAGAACGUCGGUUCUGUGGGUUAUCUAGCCAGGAGUGUUUGCAAAGAGAAUUGUUAUAUCGGCUAUCCACUGGAGAUGCUACUCGCAGUCAAUUGGUGCAGUCUCUUCCUCGUGAUCUAUCAAAGAGUGAUAAACUUCAGGAAGUUUUAGAUUCCAUAGCUGUGUAUUCUAAUCCCUCUGGCACAAAUCAGGGAAUGUAUAAAUUGCGGUUGCCAUAUUGGAAAGAACUUGAUUUGUAUCAUCCUCGUUGGAAUUCAAGAGACUUACAAGUUUCAGAAGAAAGAUAUAUGCAGUUCUGUAAUGUAUCUGCGUUAACCACUCAGCUACCAAAAUGGACAAAGAUAUAUCCUCCUCUUUGUGGGAUUGCACAAAUAGCAACUUGUAGGGCAACCCUUCAAAUUAUCCGCGCUAGUCUAGCUUAUGCUGUUUUCCCGAGUAAAUCAAAUCGGUCACGUGCUCCUGAUGAUGUUCUUUUAACUGUGCUGCAUUUACUGUCACUAGCUUUGGAUAUUUGCUACGCACAUAAGGGGUCUAAUGGCCAUCCUUGUUACGGUGGUGGUGUGUUUCCCCUUUUGGCACAUGCUUGUGAAGACGUUCCAAUGAGUAAAUAUGGUGACCAGAGCUUGCUGUCUCUUCUUGUUUUACUGAUGAGGAAAUACCAGAGAGUGAAUGAUUUAAUGGAAACUGGUAGCUUAAACCUUUCAUCUUUGGUUGAGAGUUUGCUGAAGAAGUUUGUGGAACUUGAACCUGGGUGCAUGACCAAACUCCAAAGCCUUUCACCUGAAAUAACCAUUCAGUUCUUGCAGUCUUUUCCUGGUGGUAAUGGUAAUGACUCGGGGUCACUUUCGGAUAGUGACAAGCGCAAGGCUAAAGCUCGAGAGAGACAAGCUGCUAUACUGGAGAAAAUGCGGGCUCAGCAAUCAAUGUUUCUGGCAAGCAUUGGCUCCACAGAAGAUGCUGAAGACAAUGAUGCUAGAGUUGGAAAAGAAGUAUGUGGUUCUCGGGCAGGACAUACUUCUGAAGAAAUGUUAAUCACUUGCUCCCUCUGCCAUGGUUCAACCUCUAAAAGUCCCCUAUCAUACCUAAUCCAUCUUCAGAAAUCCAAGCUUCUAAGUCUUGUGGACAAAGGGCCUCCGUUGUGGGAACAAACUCACCGCUCGGGAAAGGAGCCAAUGUUUACUGUAGGAGAUAAAGAAAAUGUUUCUCCAAAAAGAAAUGUUUCAAGCAGUUUAGACAUGAUAUCAUCAUUUCACUCAACAGGUUUAGUUCAAAAUGCAGUCGAUGGUUUUGCUUUAGGAGGGCAUCCUAAAGAAGUAGAAAUGUUAGUGGGAUUUAUCAAGUUUCACUUUCCUACAAUGAAUAGCAUUAAGCUUCCUUGUACUGUGAGUAUUGCAAAUGAAAAUGUUAAAAAAACAGAUGGUUUUCAGUCAUUUGAUGAGUACGUGUACUCGUUGGCUCAGGAAAGAAUGCACACCAGUUUGGCUAGUUUAGAAUAUACAUGGAGUAACAAAAGAUCGUCUUCUACUCAUGAGUGUUUGGACUGCAGUGAAAAUUACGAAUCAUUAGUGCUUGGGAAAUACGUUGCUGCACUUUUUAGAGAAACACGGGAUAAUCCUUCUGGAUCAGGAAAUGAAUACAAAACAGUAUCUGAAGCUAAGAAGCAGUUUGCAGCAUAUGAUGUAUUUGGACCCUCAGAUUGUGAUGGGAUCUAUCUUUCUUCCUGUGGGCAUGCUGUGCAUCAAGGGUGUUUGGAUCGCUAUUUACAAUCACUCAAGGAAAGAUAUACAAAAAGAGUUGUUUUUGAAGGUGGUCAUAUUGUUGAUCUGGAUCAGGGGGAGUUCCUCUGUCCUGUUUGUCGUGGGCUUGCAAAUGCAGUUCUUCCAGAACUGCCCAAUGAUGUGAAACUGGCACCACCAGGUGAUUCUUCUCGUUAUAUAUUUGAUCCUAAUAGCUGCUUAACCUCAUCAAGUGGAGUGGCAGAUUCACUGCAUGUUAAGGAAGCCGUAUCCCUCCUGCUGAGUGUGGCUGAUGUUGCUGGUAAGAGUGAGGUUCUCAGAGAGCUCCCACUGCAACGCGGAAGGCUAAGAUCAAAUCUUGAAUCCAUUACCCGUGUAAUUGGUGGAAUGCAUUAUCCUGGGAGCGACAAGAUUUUUAAAUCAGAUAGGCUAAGCCCUUCAAUAAUUUUGUAUGACACACUCAAGCACUCCAUUAUGUCAAUUGAAAUUGCUGCUCGGUCCAGGAAGACCUCAUUGACGUCAAACUGCACCCUUGGUGCUCUUUAUAAGGAGCUCAAGUCUUCCAAUGGUUUUAUAUUAUCUUUGUUGCUAUGUAAUGUAAAUAACACAAGAACAAAGAACUCACUUGAUGUUCUUCUAAGAUUAAGAGGCAUCCAGCUUUUAGCAGCAUCUAUAUGCUCAAGCACUUUGGCAAGUGAAACUACAAGCAACAAAUACAGAGGCAAUAUACAAGAAAUCUUGGAACUUUCUGAUAUAGAAGUUCAGUAUCCUGAUAUCCAGUUCUGGAACCAGGCUUCCAAUCCUAUCCUUGCACACGACGCUUUUUCAUCAUUGAUGUGGACAAUUUAUUGUCUUCCUUGCCCUGUUCUUUCAUGCGAGGGCACCUUUUUAUCUAUUGUUCAUCUUUUUUAUGCUGUCACCAUCAGUCAGGGAAUAGCAACAUACUGCAAAAAGAGGCAAUACAGUUUGAGUGAAUUAGGGGAAUAUGAUAACCUGAUUACAGAUGUUUGCAAAGUUAUGCAAGAUCAUAGAGCUGCUGGCGAUUAUUUUGAUUCUAAUUAUAUCGAAACUUCUUGUGAUAUCAAGGAGGCAAUUCGUAGCCUGAGCUUUCCAUAUUUACGAAGAUGUGCACUAUUAUGGAAAUUAGUUCAUUAUUCAACCUUGAUUCCAUUUAGUGAAGGUUCAUUCAUAUCAGAUGAAUUAUCCUAUUCAACCGAUGAGAUGAUGCAAACCGUUGAUGUUUAUGGAGAGGAACUCUUUGAAAUAGAAAAGUUGGAAAAGAUGUUUAAAAUUCCACCCCUUGAUGUUAUUUUUAAUGAUGAGGUUUUACGGUUUGUAGUUCCAAGAUGGUUCUUGUGCCUUUCCAAGGAGUUUCAAGAACAUAAUCGACAGGGUGUCUUGCUUUCCACCCCUGCUGUUCCAUUUAGAUUAAUGAGUUUACCUCAUCUUUAUCAAGAUUUGUUGCGAAGGUAUAUUAAGCAGCAUUGCCCUGACUGUGGAACUGUUGUUGAGGAACCUGCAUUGUGCCUGCUUUGUGGUAAAUUAUGCUCACCUUCUUGGCGAACGUGCUGCAGGAAAAACAUUUGCCAAACUCAUGCAUUUGCUUGUGGUGCUGGUACUGGGGUGUUCUUGUUAAUUCGAAAAACUAAAAUCUUGCUUCAACGAUCUGCUCGUCAAGCAUUAUGGCAUUCCCCUUACUUGGAUGCAUUUGGUGAAGAGGACAUUGAGAUGCAGAGGGGGAAGCCUUUGUAUCUGAAUGAGGAGCGCUAUGCAGAUCUAACACACAUGGUGGCUUCUCAUGGCAUUGAUCGAAGUCCCAAGGUGCUUCGUCAAACAUCUGUUGGCUUUUACAUACUGUAGCUUCAACUGCUGUGAUAGCAGUAGUAGCACUUAAUGCCUUAAGAGAGGUAAACAAGUUGUAAAUGUUUCAAAUCAAGAGGAUCUGCUUGUCAGUGUUAUCCAUUAUCCUCAUAUAGUCAUAUCUACAGCUCAAUUGAGAUACUGGGUUUCACAUUUAGAGCUUGGAUUUUCUUUGGCAUGGAGGGUAAAGGAUGCCUGGUUGGCCACUGAUUGAUUGCCUGCCUACACACACAGCUGUACAGCUGUACAGUUUUGAUUGCUUGCUUUCCAUUUCUUUACCAAACCCUUUUACUAUUAUUAUUGUUGUAUUAAUAGAUUUCUAGUGCAACAUUAGUUGGGUAUAGUGACAAAUUCCAUUCCAAUGAAUAAGGGAUGAGUUUCUUAUACCAUCAGUCCAUCAUACCAUGUGCUCGACUGCUCGGUUAAUCGUUGAAUUUGAUUGGUCCAAUUCC
This is a messenger RNA of Cuscuta epithymum, 6807 nucleotides long. Lineage: Eukaryota; Viridiplantae; Streptophyta; Magnoliopsida; Solanales; Convolvulaceae. The record is from the annotation of a GenBank genome assembly.